This is a messenger RNA of Balaenoptera acutorostrata (minke whale), 10184 nucleotides long. Its product is annotated as ataxin-7-like protein 2. The record is from RefSeq and is a predicted model, not a curated record. The transcript has 13 exons. The coding region runs from base 43 to 2967 and encodes 974 amino acids. Lineage: Eukaryota; Metazoa; Chordata; Mammalia; Artiodactyla; Balaenopteridae.
GCGCGGCGGCGGCGCCGGGGCGGGCGCGCGUCCGCGGCGGUGAUGGCGGUGCGUGAACGCGCGGCGGCAGCAAUGGCCGCUCUGGAGCGGCGGGUGCCGAGUCUCGAUGACUUCGCGGGACAGAGCUGGAGCUCGUGGGUGGAGCGGGCCGAGCUGCCCGCGGCCGACGGGGCUGAGUUGGAGGAGAGUAACAAAAACCUGAAGAAGUUGGAUGCCAUGACCCUCAUUAAAGAAGACAUGUCCAUCUUCGGGCACUGCCCUGCCCAUGACGACUUCUAUUUGGUUGUAUGUAACCAUUGCAGCCAAGUGGUGAAGCCUCAAGCUUUCCAGAAGCACUGCGAAAGAAGACAUGGGCCGCUCAGCAAGCUUUACGCCCGGGCCCCACCUCCACCUCCAGCCCCUGCCAGCUCUCAGAAAUGCCAUGUAGUGAACGGUCAGGGCCCAGCUUGUAGGGCCCCAGGUUCCACCAAAACCUCCUCCAGGGAGAAGGGCCAGGGGUCCCGGAGCCGUGGCCACCAGCCUCCUGAGAAGACCCAGAAGGACAACCUCUGCCUUUUCGUGCCUGUGGUGAAUCUGGAAAAGAUGUCCAGUCUCCCGAAGCCCGAUGGACACGGAAUCAGGGUGGCUCCACCCUCUGCUUUCCUCAGCCAGCCGGCUGGCCUCAGCAAGGACUCCCCUGGAAGAAACCCCAUGGCAUCCCCUUCUAAAGAACUUCCUGGCAGAGGGAGCAUCGAGAUAACCCCCAGCGAGGGCCCUAGUCACCGGGCUGAAGGCAGCCCGUCUGAAAAGGAGCCUGGUGGGGCCAGGCUGCCCCCUAAAACCCACCGGAAGAUGGCUCGGAAGGAGUGCGACCUCAACAGGCAGUGUGGGGUAAUAAAUCCAGAGACCAAAAAGAUCUGUACCCGCCUGCUGACCUGCAAGAUCCACUCCGUGCACCAGCGCAGGGAAGUCCAGGGCCGAGCCAAGGACUUUGACGUGCUGGUGGCAGAGCUGAAGGCCAACUCCCGCAAAGGGGAGUCUCCCAAGGAGAAGAGCCCAGGGCGCAAGGAGGCAGCUCUUGAGCGCCCCUCCCAGGAGCCCCCCUCCUCAGUCCAGGUUGUGGCAGCAGUGGCUGCUCCCAGCAGCACCUUCUCUGCUCGUGCCAAGCAGACCUACCCAUACUGUGCACUGCCCAGGUCCCGGGCCUCCUCUGAGAGUGAGUUGGAUGAUGAAGGCCCCUGUGGUGGUGAUGGGGACCCAGGCCUGUUCCCCUUCCCCCUGCCCCGGGGUGGUGCCCAGGCCUCCAGCGAGGAGAGUGAGGAGGAGGGGACAUCUGAUGACCUCCACCUCCCCACUGACUGCCAUUAUGCAACCCGGCCCCCUCGGCCGCAGGCGUUCUGCACCUUUGGGAGCCGGCUGGUGAGUCCAGGAUGCUACGUGUUUAGCCGCCGGCUGGACCGGUUCUGCUCGGCACUCAGCUCUAUGCUGGAACGGCACCUCAGCUCACACAUGUGGAAGAAGAUCCCCCCGGCGGCUGAGCCUCCAUCCCACCUUGUCAGCUCCCCACCAUCUGCUCCCCUGAGCCCAUCCUCUAUGGGCAGCUGCCCCCGCCUUCCAGGCCCACCCCCCAGACCCGCCUGCCCAGCCUCCACGCCCCCCACCAAGGACAGCCUUGGCCCCGGCUACCCUGCAGGCUCCCCCAGCGUGGCAGCCGCCUGCAGCCAGGCGGAGUGCAUGGGCGGGAGCCAGGCUAUCACCUCACCACUGCCUGCCAACACACCUUCCCCAUCCUUCAGCAAGCUCCCACCUUCCAAGGCCAGCAAGUCAUCCAAAGGCAAGGACGGGCUUGAGGUGGAGGCUCCUUCUCGAAAGCGAAAGUUAUCCCCUGGGCCCACCACUUUCAAACGGACCUGCGUCCUGGAGCCCACUGGAAAAGGCAAACCCUCUGGCUGCCGGGGCCUCUCGGCCAAGACUAAAACAGCCCUGGGCAUGGGGCUUAAUGGGACGGUGGAGCCAAGAGUGAAGCGGGCAGGGCCCCUGGACUGUCGGGGUUCCCCUCAUCAGCCCCCCACGCCAGUUAAGGCGUCUCAGCUGGACAACCAGGGAGCGGCUGGACACCCGGCCAAGGCCCUGCCGACCAACUGCCUCUCUGAGGAGGAGGUAGCCAAGAAGCGGAAAAACCUGGCCACUUACUGCCGGCCAGUGAAGGCCAAGCACUGCCAGGCUGGUGCCCCUGCCGACGCGGCCUGCUCUGUGCGCCGCAAGAAGCCGGGUCCAGCCCUGGCCUUUGAGGAGAAGUGUUCUACACUGAAGAGGGAGCCGAGACUGACCCGGUGGCUGCGGAGAGGCAGUGGGAUCAUGGCGCACCUGGUCGCUUUGGGCUUCACCAUCUUUCUGACAGUGCUGUCCCGGCCAGGAACCAGUCUUUUCUCCUGGCACCCUGUAUUCAUGGCCUUGGCGGUGAGUUUGGGCUUCUUUCUGCAGUUCUGCCUCUGCACGGCUGAGGCCAUCCUACUCUUCUCGCCUGAGCACUCCGUGUUCUUCUUCUGCUCCCGAAAGGCCCGGAUCCGACUCCAUUGGGCGGGGCAGACCCUAGCCAUCCUCUGCGCAGCCCUGGGCCUGGGCUUUAUCAUCUCCAGCAGGACCCGCAGUGAGCUGCCCCACCUGGUGUCCUGGCACAGCUGGGUAGGGGCUCUGACAUUGCUGGCCACUAGCGUCCAGGCACUGUGUGGGCUCUGCCUCCUCUGUCCCCGGGCAGCCAGGGUCUCAAGGGUGGCUCGCCUCAAGCUCUACCAUCUGACAUGUGGACUGGUGAUCUACCUAAUGGCUACGGUCACAGUGCUCCUGGGUAUGCACUCUGUGUGGUUCCAGGCCCAGAUCAAAGGUGCAGCCUGGUACCUGUGCCUGGCGCUGCCCCUCCAUCCAGCCCUGGUAAUCAUGCACCAGAUCUCCAGCUUCUACUUGCCAAGGAAGAAAAUGGAAAUGUGAAUUCCUCCAGACUGUGAAUCAAAAUGGGACACUUGACUUGGACUUCAGUGGUUCCUUUGGUGACCUUCAGGGAUCCACUUCAGAAGUGGUAGGGUUUUUGUAUUUCUUAGCUGGGCUAGGGGCUGCAGAAACCCAAACUGCCAUUGCUGACAGAUGACUCAGUGGGCCAAAAUGGGGAAAUGUACGGGGCGCAAGUGAAAGGUGAUGGGGAGCUUGAUCCUGAAGCCUCCACUAUUGAUGGGAGACAGAAGUGUUGGGUGGUGAUGGUGGUGGUGGUGGUGCUGGCAGUCAUUUCUUGCUUGCAUGCCUGGUGAAAAGUUGGAUUCCUGCAACUUAUGAAUGACAGCUAUGGCUCUUUGGGUCACUUUGAGAAAGCAGUGUAGUGGAGAGAGCCAGUGGGUCUUGUUUAUGGGGUAUGGUCCUUGUACACUCUAUUGUGGGACCUUAUGCGAGUCACAUGUCUCAGGACCUCAGUUUCCUCAUCUGUGUAAUGAGUGAUUGUUUCUAAACAAUCUCUCUUAACAUUCAGUGUCUGUCAAGUUGAUGUCACAGAACACCCUCCCAGGUCUGAACCAUGGGCUGACCCACUCAGCAGACUCAGGGUGUAAUUCUUACAUUCACUGUCUCCUUACCCCUCUGGAGGGACAGGUCUGCUCUCGUGGCCUUUCAGGAAUCUGUGCCGAUUUGGCCCCUGCACCAGGGGACAAGGGGUCAGGCACUGUGGAGAGAAGGGGCCCAGGUGAGGGUCUCCAGAACAUCAAGACAGUAAAGGCACUAAAGUCACUUUAAAACUUUUGGAGGAGCAAAAGGGCAUUGGCUUAACUAAGCCUUGGCUCUUGGCUGGGCUUCUUAGCCCAGCUAAGAACUUCCUUCAGCUCACUUCAGGAUCUGGGCUUGAGGGCUGCGAGACAUCCAUUCUCAGUGGCAAAGUAGUCCUGAGCAUCUCAUGUUUUGUCCUUCUUAGGGCUCAGGUCCUUGCCUUAGCACAUAGCUUCGUGGAGCUCUUCCGAAGCUGUUAGAACAAAAUAAGAGUCAAGGAAAUGGGGCAGGGCUCUUCUGAUCUAAGAGAAAACAAAGUGUCUCUGGUUCCCCUUCUCUCCUCGUCAGCUAAGCUUUCCUCAAGUGUCGUCUCUUGCCAGCUCUUUGGCCCAGGAGGGGGCUGAAUUUGGUGCCAGCUGGCAAAUGAGGGCUGGGCUCUCUUCCCUGCAGAGACCCCUCCUUGUUCCAAACUGAAAGUAUCAGUAGUUCCCCAGACUGCCCUCGGUGAUAAGGGCUGGAUGCUAGAUUGGUUAACUGUCGUCUGGCUCAGUCGGGGAGCUGGGACCUCCGUAGACCAUGGCAAAUACUGAAAAUGGCUGAGCCAGGAAAUUGGUGUUAAGGCUGGUAGAGAGAGUUCAGUGGGAACUCUGGGAGGCCUGUGGUGUAGGGCUUGGAGCUCUAGGUCCCGGGAGCAGGGGUAGGUGUUCCUAGAUAGCAAUAUUUUGGAUAUCUCAGGUCUUUAGAAGAUUCAAGACCUCCUCUCUGGGUGGCUCAGAAGCAGGGAGGUUGGUAUGAUUCAACAGUACAGGAGUCAGAACUGCAGGGGCAGAGGGGUCCUCUGAGCGGACCUCGCUAGGAUGCUUCCGGGUCAGGUGUCAUCUCCUAGGAGCUCUCCAGACCCUGAGCAUCUCAAGGGGGACCCCUGCUAUGCAGAGGGUGAUUGUUCCUGUCUUUUUCAUUGCCCUCUCUCCCCUCUCCAACUCCUCAGUGUGUCCUGAACUUGGGAGAGAUGGUUACUGGGGCUGCAUGGAGGAGAUUCUCACCGAGGGUCGCUUUGAUCAGGGAGUCCAUCUCCCCUUGCCCAGCACAGUCAGUGCUGGGAGUCUUACUCUGUCUAUAGCAGGGUAGGAAGGCUGGGUGGGGUUCACCAGCUUGCUCUGGGAGCCAAGCAGGCAACACCAUAAAGCCCGAGCCUGCCUGAGGUGUUGCCUCCUCCCAGGUGGUGCGGGGGCUGGUGAGCGGGCAGGCUGGCUGACAGCCGGCAGUUUGCGUGGGCAGUGCCAGCUGAUGUCUAUUCCCAGCCCUGGGAGGAAGGGGGAAGUCAUUUAUAUUCUGCAGGAGGAAGGGGUCCCAGCUGUCACUUCUCUGACCGGUAGGCCUCGGGGGGCAGAGGCACAGGGCAGAGAGGGGAGCACAGGUGGUCUCCUCCUGCUUAGCCAGUCUGAUUGCAGUAUAGGGAGGAGGUCGCCAGGAGGAGCCCUUCUUCCCAGCUGGCCAGAUUGUAGGGGGACUUCCCUCCGCUCCCCUCCUUUCUCCUUCCAUCACCACCUGCGCUCACAUCCUGGGGCAGCAGCUGGACAACCAUUAGACCUCAGUGCCAGGGCACUCUUCCUCCAGCUGGGAUCUCGGGGGCUGACGGCUGGCUGCAUAUGCCUCCUGCUUGUGUGUCUCCUCCUCCCUACACCCUCUAUCCCCCCACCUCCCUGUAUCUGCCCAUCUGGGGUAUUAUCUGGGCUCCUCAGGAGUGAGGCAGAGGCCUUGGGGGAGAAGCAAAUGGCCGCCCUUUUGCCCUUGUCCCCUAACCAGGGAAAGCUGCUAGUAGCCAGCCUGUUUUGCCUUUUUAAAAAAAAGCCAGGGUGUUCAAGUUUUUUUAAAAUUCUGUGUCAUUUGCACAAAUUUGCAUAUCAAGCUCACUAAGUCCUGAUUCCAAAUAUGAUUACAUUCAAACUCAGCCUUGAGGACAUUAGAAAUAUAGAUGCUUUUUGUAUCUAAAUCCAAAUGGUAAUAGGAUCACCAUUCUGGGUUCACAUACCACCCCGAAGCCCCCAUCUUUCCCAUAGCCACCACUUUCCCACCCCAACACUUCCCCCGGCCCUGCCCCUGGCUGGGGAGUGGUGUUGAGUGGCAGGAGCUCUGUCUGGGGAAGUCUCCCAGCCUCACCUUCUUGGCUUUUCAGCUGCAUCGAAGGUAGGCUGCUAUCUCUUGCCAGCCUGUGCCUCCUCUGGCCGCACCCUCUCACAGGGCAGACUACCUCUCCCCACUCCCUGACACUGGCCUGUCCCUUCCUUCUCAUCGUCCCCACCCUUCCACCCUGGGCAUGGCUGCUAUGGGUCUUCUUUUUAAAACCUCACUGUGGGAGAUCCAGGCAUUCUCCCUGAGCCAGCUGGCUGCUAUGCCAAGGCCCGUUCAGAGUUAAUAAUAAUCAUUAGCUGAACAGUGCUGGGGCCUUUCAGCUCCAGAUCUCUAAGCACUUGCAGGCUGAGUCAGCCAGCCCUCACCUUCCCCCUCUUCUUGGGCUGCAGAGAGAGGAGGGGUCAGGAGUCUCACCUCCCAGCCAAGCCUUAUCCUUCCUCUGGGAGCGGGCCCUGAGCAUCCUCUGAGUAAACUAAUAAGGCCUUUUCACCUGACAAAGGUCAAGAUGUAGGGAACGUAGUACAUGCUCCACUGACACUGGUAGUGGUGGCUGUUGACCUUGAACCUCUAGUACUCCUGCCCUUCCUUCUGUUGACCUGUCUUGGCCUCCAGGGGACACCCCUGACUCCCUCAGCAUUUCUGGUGGGCCUCUGCAGGCUUAGGGAGCAGGGAGGCGUCUGGUUCAGUGCUCCCGCUGCCCCUGCGUCUGGUUGGCAUAAGGAGCCUACAUAUCAUGAAGUGAAAAGUGAAUCGACCUGGGAGCUAGGAAGCCUGCAGUCUGGGUUAACCCAGCCCCUAACACUGGUGUGGCCACAGGCAAAUCACUUACUGCUUGACCUAUCUCACAGGGAUGUUGUGAGCGCUAGAUGACAGAAUGCAUGUUAACAGGCAUUGGGAAGUUCAAAGCAUUAAACAGAUGUAAACAGGUGGUAGUAUGUGCUUGUCCUUAUCUCUCUUUCACCCAGCCUGGCUCUGGGUUUUAUGCUUCUUUUAGGGAGGCAAUAAACAGUUAUGGAUAAUGAUGCUUAGAGGACCCAAGUCUCCGAAAGGUUGUGUUGCUGGCCAUCAUUGGAGAACACAGACAUUUCCUCCUAGAUGCAAGGUCAGGAAUGCCACCAAGGCUAUGACUCUAGUGAAGCUUGCCCUGAGUGCUGCCAGCUAGUGCUUUCAAGUCACGGGGCUGAUUGCAAAUCUGGGAGUCAGUUAUGCCCCAGGUCCAGCCUGAAGUUCCUGGAGCUGGUCUUAGUCUGGAGCUCCUGGUCACAAGUCUGUCUAAAUUUCUCCUACCUAAUUCUGCUCUUCUGAGGGAAAGGCAGAGCAGACGAUCCAGGAAGGGAGGAGCAACAGCAGUGGACACAACACUGCCACCCCAACCCUCUGGUUUCCCCCAUAGCCAGAGGCUGCCUCAGGCCCUCACCCAGGCACGGGGUGGAGGUGGGAAGCUGUGAGACACAACCCCUGGCUUGUUCACGGGUUUGUUUCUCCUUCCUUGUUUCAAGCUCUUGGAGUAGGAUCACAGCCCCUUCCUCCUCAAAGGACUUUAUUGGAAUUAAAACACACACGCACAUGCACACACACACACACACACACACGUGCCAUGAAAGCAGUUAUGUUUAAAUUAGGAGAAGGAUACUUUCCAUUCCAUUGGUCUGAGAACAGCCAGCAGUCUGCCUGGAGUGGGCACAGAGAGGCAGGCACCCCAGGAGCGCAGAGGCUUCAGUAUUUGGUUUUUAAUCUUGGUGGUUUUUAUUUUAUUUUAUUUUUCCCUAUCCUGGGAUCCAAGAAUGAAUCACUAGUCAGGCAUUGCGAUCAUGGCCUCAGCAAAGCAUAGGCACAGAGAAGACACAGCUGAAAGGCAGGAGGAUAGUGCCCCAGAACUGCCCUGGAGGGUGGUUUGAUGUAGACAGUCUCCAGCACUGGGCUAAGCUUAAAGCAGACAGAUUCCCUCCAUUCCCUCCAGUAAGACCACCUUCUCCCUACCCACCCAGAAGGCUUGACUAAGUUACCAAUGUGCAGGGAAUAAGUUCCAGUUUUUAAUCUACCUGCUAUUAGAAUUUCCCAGAUUUUUUCAACCUCUGUUAAAAGCAGAUUAAGUAGCUACUUCAGGCUAGUCUCUGGUACCAGAGGAUUCAACUUUGUCUCAUUGAGUAGACAUGAGGGGCCCCCAGCACCCCUCUCUUUAAAGCAGAUUCCCACUUAUCUCACAGUGUUUUCUAAGGAUGCCCAAGACUGGGCUCGGCCUUUCUGCUUAGGUCCACACCUAAAGCAAACUACGGCCAAGUGAAGGAGCAGUGCGAGGUUAAGGAAAAGCAGCACGAAGUUCUAUCCAGCUACAGUGCUCCCCAACCUGUGUGCAUGUUUGUAUGGGCGUGCACAUGCAUACACACCCCCCAACUUUGGGGUCAGUGACUCUCACCUUAUGUAUGUCAGUGCUAUAGGGCACCUAGAAGUUCCUGCAGGGCCUCAUGUCCUAAAGGUUGGUUCUCUCCAUGCCCUCUGUGAUUGUGGGAUUGUGACAAAGCCUAUGUUGACUGGAAGGCCUCAGGGCAGGAAAACACUUCAUGUUUUCCACACAACAGUAUAUAAGCCCGAUGAAAGGGCUUGACGUGGCAGCUGCUUUAGCUUUCCUCUCAAGCCUGGGGAGAGGAAGCAUCCAGCAUAGGCUCACUGUAGCCAGACCAGAAGAGCUAACCAUACUACUGCAUGGGCCUGAGCCUUUUCUGCAGUGUGGGUGGGGAAAGUGAAGCUUCACCAGUGGUUGCCCGGGAGACAAGGUAAGGGGUACAAGAGCUACAACUGCAGAAAGGGAAGGAGUUUGAGAGAUCAGAUGGAAGAGAGACUAGGCUGGGCAAUCCACUGAACUCCCAUUUUCUGUGCUAAAAGGUAACCAUCGUAUUAACCUCAUCCAUUCUCCUGCAGUGCCACCUAAGAGGAGCUAGGGGAAGAGCGGCAAGACAUGGCAGACAAAACUGCACAUCUUGGCCAGAUACUAUGGAACUCCCUGGGGGGUUGGGGAAGGGGGGAGAAGGGGAGGGUUGAAGAGGUGCAGCCACGGAUUCCUUGGGAUGAUGGAGAAAGGAGUAUCAAAACUUUUCAGGCACAGAGACAGGGCUUGGCACAGGCCAACAUACAGGGGAGAACUCUCAGUAGUCUUCCCCAGAUCUGUUCUCUUUAUCAGCUCACCCUCUUGGCUAAACUCAGCCAUAGCAAAAACUGCUUUGGAAAGAUUAAAAAAUACUAUAUAAAUGUAGACUCUGGGGGUGCUCUGGCAUCAACAUCUGUCAUUUCAUUGACUGCCAAGGUUGAUUGGUCUGAUGUGGUUGGCUGUGAGGUGUCUCCAUCCCUCACCACUUUACUUGUUCCUCGAAGAGAAAAAGACAGCUUUCCAGACAGAGGAGGACUGUCCUUUGGUCAAGAUUUUAUCAAUGUAAGAAAUUAGGUAAUUAUUCAAAUUCUGAUUCUUUUAUUUUUUUAUUUUGUUUUUUGGCUGCACUGCGUGACCGGCGGGAUCUUAGUUCCUCAAGCAGGGAUUGAACCCGUGCCCCCUGUAGUGGAAGCGUGGAGUCCUAACCACUGGACCGCCAGGGAAUUCCCCAAAUUCUGAUUCUUUUAAUUUCUUUUUUCCUUAUACCAUUUCCUCUUCCCUUGUGGAAUCUACCAUGACAAUCCCCUUCCAGAAGUACCAAGAGAGUAGCCAAAGAAACUGCAUGUUCAGAGUUUAGUAGAAUCCAGUCCAAUUUCUGGUAGGCUGUCUUCUGUACCAAGAAAGUGGGGACCGCAUUUCUGUGUUCUGUGCAAUGCCUAGGACAUAUUACACUGUCAAUGAAUAAUAACCUUCCUAUUAGAUUAACAUACUUUAAGCCAAACUAAGAUGGUUACCAUUCACGACAUGAACAUAUACCGGUAAUAAUCAAAAUACUGUGAAACCGAGCUGCUCUCCAUCAUUUCUUUUAACCCAGUCCAAGCAUUUUUCCAUGGUACAGUUUGUAGGCUUGAUCCAGACUUUUAAGAGAACUCUUCAGGGAGGCAACCCUCCUCCCCAGGGAUCCAGAAGGCCUUCUUUAUUUACAGGCUCUAGCCCCAAGUCAUGGAAUUUCUAAACUCUCUCUUGCUAAAGCUUCAGUGACAUUUCUUUUGAGAAUAUCUGCCGGGUUGGCAAACUAUGGUCUGCUGGCCAAAACCAACCUGCUGCCUGGUUUUGUAUGGUCUGUGAGCUAGUAAGAGUUUGUGCAUUUUUAAAUGGUUAAAAAACCUCAGAUACAUGUUACAAUGAUAUGGAAAUCACAUUUUAAUGUCCAUAAAUAAAGUUUUACUGGAACAGAGCC